Messenger RNA from Cephus cinctus (wheat stem sawfly), 2763 nucleotides. RefSeq names its product sodium-independent sulfate anion transporter. Gene Ontology annotation, biological process: transmembrane transport. NCBI's taxonomy places the organism in Eukaryota, Metazoa, Arthropoda, Insecta, Hymenoptera, Cephidae. Gene Ontology annotation, cellular component: membrane. Gene Ontology annotation, molecular function: sulfate transmembrane transporter activity. The record is from RefSeq and is a predicted model, not a curated record. The transcript is spliced from 8 exons. Bases 820 to 2619 code for a protein of 599 amino acids.
AAUUUUGUUAUUAAAGAUGGAAUAAUAUCGCGAGAGCAGUCUCUAGAGUAACAUUCAAGCAUCUGUCGAAAUAGCCCAGUUGCGGUUCAAUCCCGGAUUUCGGCUAGUUGAACUUUUUUAUUUGCCUUACUUCCAAGAGUCAAUCGAUCUUGAGGAGGAAUCUUGGCUCACACCUGGAUUAAAUAGAUGUGUUCUACCAAGCAUGCCAGAUGAGGUUACACUAGCGAUAAUAUCCGAUAUCCCCAGUGGUUUAUACCAUUGGGACGCUCUCUACCAUUUCGUAGCUCCAAGGAUACGGCUGUCUAAUGGCUUCACUUUAGUGCCUUAAGCGAUUCCCUAGGCGAUGCCUUUCCCGUUCAAUAUAGCUUAAUAACAUCCGUUUAUUACUUUGUGUACCACAGCCAUGAAUAUAGAACUUAUAUCCAGUACGUAUAGCAAGAAAUAAGAAUGUCAUUAUUUUUCUGACAAUGAAUGAGUCAUUCUUCUACCAAUAAAUUGCCUUGUCAUUAUUUUUCAGGGCGCCCAUGACUUUCUUCCAUCCAAUUGUUGGUAAAAGCUCGUGGCAUCAUCGAUACAGAAAAGAGAGCUAAUGAACUUUAAUGAGCUCAAACGUUGUCUAAUCAUAUUUCUAUCCGUUUUGUUUUAUGAUAAGCGAGAGUCCAUCGUGCAGAGGAAUGCUCCAAUGGUUUUUCACGAUUUGCACGGACUAAUGCCUGACCUCCAGUCGAGAACUAACUGCGAGCAGGCACUUGCGUACGUCAUUGACGUGAGAUAGUGAACUAAUGGUGAAAGAGAGCGAAUUGAAAAGAGAGAAGCAUAAUGAUGACUUCCAUCAACUCUGACAGAACUCCUUUGCUCUCGAACGAUACACAAAUGCUCGUGAAUUUACGAUGGAACCGCAAGAUUGUUCAAAAGAGAUUACCAAUCGCAACCUGGUUACCGCUGUACAAUUGGAGUAAAUUUCUGCAAGACAUCCUAGCAGGAUUAACAGUGGGUCUUACUGUGGUUCCCCAGGGAAUAGCAUACGCAGUGAUAGCAGGACUCUCACCUGAGUACGGACUUUACAGCGGAUUCAUGGGCUGCUUUGUUUAUCUGAUCUUUGGUGGAACUAAAGACAUCACUAUAGGACCCACAGCUGUCACAGCUUUGCUCUCCCAGCCAUAUGUAUUAAAGCUUGGUGCGGAUCUUGCGGUUCUGCUCUGCUUCCUGUCAGGAUGUAUCAUCGUGAGCAUGGGUCUGCUGCAUUUAGGCUUUCUUGUGGAUUUUAUUAGUAUGCCAGUCAUAUGUGGCUUCACUAAUGCUGCUGCUAUAUUGUCAGCCACCUCGCAACUCCAUACUCUUCUUGGUAUUACUUCGAGUAGUAAUUCCUUUAUUGGUAACAUAAUCCAGUUCAUACAGAACAUAGGUAGCACUCGCUUGUGGGAUACUGUGCUAGGAUUUUCAUCGAUCGUCUUUCUCAUAAUAUUAAAGAAUAUACCUGGUGAAAGAAGUGGAAAUGUUGGCCAGAAGUGUAUAUGGUUAUUAAAUAUUAGUAGAAAUGCUCUGGUUGUCGUUAGUGGAAUACUCGUUGCAUAUUUGUGCUCCAUAAAUGGACUCACGCCCUUUAAAAUCACUGGAAACAUAACAGAAGGACUACCACCAUUUGCUUUUCCACCAUUCUCCACGGUUUACAACAAUCAGACGUAUAACUUCAUUGACAUGGUUGAUAAGCUGGGUACUGGCCUGAUUUCGGUACCUCUAAUCACCAUUCUAGAAAGUAUAGCUUUAGCAAAAUCUUUCUCUAAAGGUAGAGCCUUAGACUCCACGCAAGAGAUACUUGCUGUUGGACUGUGCAAUGUAUUUGGUAGCUUCGUAAGAUCCAUGCCGGUUACAGCAAGCUUCACCAGGACUGCGGUUAAUCACGCAUCAGGCGUCAUAACGCCGAUGGGAGGUGUUGCUACUGGUACUAUUGUGCUUUUGACAUGUAGCUUCCUGACCUCUACCUUUAGUUACAUCCCGAAGAGUACUCUGGCAGCUAUCAUUAUAGUAGCCAUGUAUCACACCGUGGAUCUUAAUGUGUUCGUUGUUCUCUGGAGAACUAAAAAAAUAGAUCUUCUGCCGCUUACCGUAACACAAUUAUCCUGCAUAUUCUUAGGAUUGGAGUAUGGUAUGUUGCUGGGUAUUGCAAUAAAUAUGGGGCUUCUCCUGUAUUUCACAGCCAGACCAGGUGUCUCCAUAGAGAAUAGAGAAGUGGAUGGGAAAACAAUUCUAUUUGUCUCUCCAAUGCAAUCAUUGAGUUUCCCUGCAGCCGAAUAUCUACGCGAGAGAGUACUGUUCCAUUGUGAAAUGCGGAACGAUUAUGCUACGGUAGUCGUGGACGGGCGUCAUGUACACAGAAUAGACGCCACUGUAGCAAGAAAUUUAAAACUGCUGCAGGCUGACCUGGAAUCACGUCAUCAGACCUUGAUAUUCUGGAACUGGUGUCAAGAUGCCCAGGUACCUCUUACGGGAUAUGAUGAUUCCUUGGCGGUUCAUUUUCGUACCUGUAGAAAACUUUCAGACAUAUUUUCAGGUGAGACAGAACUUUUACAAUAUCUAUGUUCGUCAGUGCCGUUGCCUCCAGCGAUUCUUCGCAAUUAGAACUUUAUAAGGAGCGUAUUUUUGCACUUUCUUUUUUAGGUUCUGAUAUUGUCACGCAGACAUCGUUGAAUGAUCUCUGUUAAAAAGUAUCCUCUUACGACGUGCUGCAAGUACAUUUGUAUAAUAAAAUAUGGAUGAAAUGCA